CUUGGGAAACCGAAAGCUAACGCAUGCGGAUGCACAGUGUCACGCUGCCGUUGGUUUCCGAGAGAAUUAUUAUUAUUAGCGGUUUUCCGACAACCAUCUUGUUUGUCCUGAUAUGGCGGACAAUGGAGAGGAUGAUUCUUUUGAGAGAAUCAAAGAGGGCGACUACGUGGUGUUGAAACGAGGCGACAUUUUUAAAGCUGUACAAAUUCAAGCUAAAAAGAAGGUGAAUUUUGAGAGGCAGUGGUUUUUCUUGGAUAACGCAGUCGGGCAGCCAUAUAGCACGACAUUUGAAAUAGAGUCUGGGGGAUCUUUACAACGUAAAAGUUCCUCUGAAACCCACAGUUUUACAGAUUCCAGAGACGCUGGCACCGACAACCGCAACAUCGUUGACGAUGGGAAGUCGCAGAAGCUUGCAAGGGAAGACAUCGAGACACUGAAGGAGCAGGGUGUAAAAGGACAGGAAAUAAUACAGCAGCUGAUAGAUAACAGCUCGACUUUCCGCGAUAAGACUGAAUAUUCUCAGGAAAAGUAUAUCAAGAAGAAGAAAAAGAAGUAUGAAAACACUGUGACGAUCCUGAAGCCUUCAUGCCGCAUCCUGGCAGUGAUGUACCAUGGUCGGGAACCCGGGAAAAUCUGCCACCUGCGGUAUGACACACUCGGCCAGAUGUUAACUUUGGCAAAUGUCCACGCUGGCAGCAAAGUUUUGGUGUUUGACACUUGUGCUGGACUGGUGCUGGGAGCUGUCAUGGAACGAAUGGGAGGUUUUGGCUCAGUGAUCCAAAUGCUCCCAGGAGGCGGGCCUAUCCGGGCGGCAAUGGAGAGCUUCGGCUUCCCUCAACGUUUUCACGACACACUGUACGAGUUCCCCAUCUGCCAUGUCAACGCUCUCCUGGCAGGCACGUUGGACACCUCUGCCAAAGGUUCAUCUGAAGCCAACACUGCGGAGGAGAAGAGAGCGACUGAGACAGGGAUGCAGGGAGGUCCUGAAGAAAUGAGCGUGGACCAAAAUCCUGACCAGGAUGACCAGGCGAAAUUGGAGCAACGUAAAGAAGCCAAAGUUUUGGAAAGAAAGCAGAGGCAGGAGGAGAAGCGGAGGAAGUUGGCGGCGGCUGCUGCUCAGCUGGAGGGCAGAAAUGCGGACGGGUUGGUCAUCGCCAGCCGCUUCCACCCGUCCUCAGUCCUGAUGGGGCUGCUGAAAUUCCUCUCCCCCUCCAGGCCAUUUGUAGUUUACUCUCAAUACAAAGAACCUCUUAUUGAGUGUUUCACUAAACUCAAGGAACAAGGUGGCACCGUCAACCUUAAACUCACAGACACCUGGCUGAGGCACUACCAGGUGUUGCCCAACCGGACUCAUCCUCUGCUGCUGAUGAGCGCAGGCGGUGGCUACCUCCUCUCCGGGACCACAGUCGCCACAGACGCCUCUAAACCAGCAGCCGCCUCCCAGGCAGCCCAGGAACCAGCGCCAAAGAGACUCAAACUGUCAGACACCCAAGUGUAAGCACAAGCCGGAAUACAUUUCAGGGCACGUUAGCUGGCGCCCUCUGUUGAAGCUUCCAGCGUUGAGGAUAGAUGUCUGCUUUUGUGUUCAUCAGAAGACUCUAGUUUAUUCAGCUUGUUGAUGCAGGCGAAGAAAUCAGGUCACUAUGUUUCUUAUGUAACAAACUGAUCAAAUGUGUCUGCGGUGCCUUGAAGUCUUUGCUUUUAACAGCCCUGGCUUUUUGUUUUAGUUUAAAAAUGCAUUUUUUUUUAGUUUGAAUAUUUUUAAAUAAACAAACUCGUGAAGCUGUUUGGUCCC
Messenger RNA from Synchiropus splendidus (mandarinfish), 1795 nucleotides. RefSeq names its product tRNA methyltransferase 6 non-catalytic subunit (gene trmt6). Gene Ontology annotation, cellular component: tRNA (m1A) methyltransferase complex; nucleus. Bases 113 to 1498 code for a protein of 461 amino acids. The transcript is spliced from 12 exons. Gene Ontology annotation, biological process: tRNA methylation. The record is from RefSeq and is a predicted model, not a curated record. Lineage: Eukaryota; Metazoa; Chordata; Actinopteri; Syngnathiformes; Callionymidae.